CGCGAGCGCGGCCGGAAGCGACUCCGGGGGCGGCGGCGGCGCCGGGUGUGACCAUGGAGGAGCUGCAGGACCCCCCCUUUUCCCAGGGGAUCCCUCACCUGUCCGAGGAGGAGGAGGAGGAGGAGAGGACAGGUGAGGAAGGAACAGGUGAACGAGCAGGUGAGGAGGAGGAAGGGACAGGUGAGGAGGAGGAAGGGACAGGUGAGGAAGGAACAGGUGAGGAAGAAGAGCCAGGUGAGGAUGAAGAUGCAGGUGAGGAAGUUCCAGGUCAUGAUGAAGACACAGGUGAGGAAGAUGCAGGUGAGGAAGAUGCAGGUGAGGAAGACGCAGGUGAGGAGGAAGUUCCAGGUGAUGAUGAUGAUGAUGAUGAAGACCCAGGUGAGGAGGAUCCAGGUGAUGAUGAUGAUGACGAUGAAGACCCAGGUGAGGAAGAGCAGCAGCAGGAACCGGGUGAACCCUCCACCUCCCACCUGCUCCCGCCUGCGCCGCGCCGGCCCCGCCUUUACCUGCGGCCACGCCCACCCCCGGAAGAGCCGGGCCCCUCCCACCUGCACCUGUGGGACUGCCCGGAGCCGGAGAGCAGCUCACCUGAGCCAGGUGAGGCCGGCGCCUCUCCGGCCUUCGUGCAGCUCAUCGACGAGCGCGGCGUUUACUCCACGGCCAAGCUGGUGCUGGGCGCGGCGGGCGCGCCGGGCGAGCCGAGCCCGGGCACACCUGAGGAGGCGCCGGCGCACCUGGAGAUCCGGCAGGUGAUCGUGGCCGAGAAGCCCUUCCAGUGCCCCGUGUGCCACAAGGGCUUCAAGCGCGCCUGGGAGCUGCUGAGCCACGAGGUGGUGCACACGGAGGCGCGGCCCUACACCUGCCACCUGUGCCAGGCCACCUUCAAGCGCCACUCGGACUUCAAGAGCCACGCCCUGGUGCACACGGAGGAGCGGCCGCACAGGUGCGAGCUGUGCGGGAAGCGCUUCAAGCGCUCCUCCAACCUGCAGGAGCACCGGCGCAUCCACAGCGGCGAGCGCCCCUUCGCCUGCCCCCGGUGCGCCAAGGGCUUCAAGACGCCCUACGAGCGGCAGCGCCACGCCCUGACCCACCUGGCGGCCGACAAGCCCUUCCGCUGCGGCGAGUGCGGCAAGGAUUUCCCGGCGGCCAACGCGCUGCUGCUGCACCGGCGGCAGCGCUGCCAGGACAAGCCGCACGCCUGCGGCGUCUGCGGGAAGCGCUUCACCUACGGCCACUCGCUCAAGGUGCACGAGCGCGUGCACACGGGCGACCGGCCCUUCCGCUGCGCGCUCUGCGGCAAGGCCUUCAAGCAGAGCAACGCGCUGGCCUCGCACGAGCGCGUGCACACGGGCGAGCGCCCCUUCGCCUGCCGCACCUGCGGCAAGGCCUUCAAGCAGUCGUCCUACCUGGCCAUCCACCAGCGGGCGCACACGGGCGAGCGGCCCUACGGGUGCGAGGCGUGCGGCAAGGCCUUCGCCCGGCCCUCGCUGCUGCUGCAGCACCGGCGCGUGCACAGCCAGGCGCGGCCGCACCAGUGCAGCCACUGCCACAAGUUCUUCAAGGACCUGGCGUACCUGGCCGUGCACGAGAAGGUGCACACGGGCGAGACGCCCUACAAGUGCGGGGUGUGCGCCAAGGGCUUCGCGCACCCCUCCAACCUGCUGCAGCACCAGCGCGUGCACCGCGACACCUGAGACGCAGGUGGGCGCGGCCGGGACAGGUGUGGGGACAGGAAAAGGUGUGGAGCAACACCUGAGCCCUGUGGAUGAAGCCCCAGGUGGAAGGACUCAGUACCUGUGAGCCCGGACAGGUGUGGACCCCAGAAAUCUCUUGUGGACCACAGAAAGGUACAGCAGCAACACCUGGGCUGCAACACCUGAGCCUCAGGUGAGGGGACUCAGUACCUGUGAUACGGGACAGGUGUGGACCCCAAAAAUCUCCUGUGGACCCCAGAAAAGCUCAGCAGCAACACCUGGGCUGCAGCACCUGAGCGUCAGGUGAGGGGAGCCAGAUCUGUGAUCCAGGCCAGGUGUGGACCCCAGAAAUCUGCACCUGUAGCACCUGAGCUCUGUGGAUGAAGCCCCAGGUGGGAGGACUUGGCACCUGUGAGCCCGGACAGGUAUGGACCCCAAAUCUGCAGCAGCAACACCUGAACUGCUUUACCUGAGCACCGUGGAUAAGCCCCGGUUAUGGGGGCCUGGAAUUGCACACCUGGCCAGGUGUGGCCCCUCACCUGCAGCCCCUCCAGGUGAGGCCGCACCAGUGCAGCCACUGCCACAAGUUCUUCAAGGACCUGGCGUACCUGGCCGUGCACGAGAAGGUGCACACGGGCGAGACGCCCUACAAGUGCGGGGUGUGCGCCAAGGGCUUCGCGCACCCCUCCAACCUGCUGCAGCACCAGCGCGUGCACCGCGACACCUGAGCCGCAGGUGGGCGCGGCCGGGACAGGUGUGGGGACAGGAAAAGGUGUGGAGCAGCACCUGAGCCCUGUGGAUGAAGCCCCAGGUGGAAGGACUCGGUACCUGUGAGCCUGGACAGGUGUGGGCCCCAGAAAAGCUCAGCAGGAACACCUGGGCUGCAGCACCUGAGUCUCAGGUGAGGGGACUCAGUACCUGUGAUAUGGGACAGGUGUGGGCCCCAAAAAUCUGCACCUGUAGCACCUGAGCCCCGUGAAUGAAGCCCCAGGUGGAAGGACUCAGUACCUGUGACCCAGGACAGGUGUGGACCCCAUAAAUCUCCUGUGGACCCCAGAAAAGCUCAGCAGCAACACCUGGGCUGCAACACCUGAGCGUCAGGUGAGGGGAGCCAGAUCUGUGAUCCAGGCCAGGUGUGAACCCCAGAAAUCUGCACCUGUUGCACCUGAGCCCCGUGGAUGAAGCCCCAGGUGGGAGGACUCAGUACCUGUGAUCCAGGACAGGUGUGGACCCCAGAAAGGUGCAGCAGCAACACCUGAACUGCAACACCUGAGUCUCAGGUGAGGGGACUCAGUACCUGUGAUAUGGGACAGGUGUGGGCCCCAAAAAUCUGCACCUGUAGCACCUGAGCUCGUGGAUGAAGCCCCAGGUGGAAGGACUCGGUACCUGUGAGCCCGGACAGGUGUGGACCCCAAAAAUCUGCAGCAGCAACACCUGAACUGCAACACCUGAGUCUCAGGUGAGGGGACUCAGUACCUGUGAGCCAGGACAGGUGUGGACCCCAAAAUCUGAAGCACCUGGACAGCAACACCUGAGCCCCAGCCAGGUGUGAACCCCGAAAUCUGCAGCACCUGAGCCCCAGGUGAGGGGCCCCAGCCUGGCCACACCUGAGCUGUGAUGUCACCAACAGAGGACAAACUGGGGGGGACCCCCCAGGGUUCACCUGUGGCCAGGUGUGACCCCAGGACUGUGAGGCCUCACCUGAGCCCAGGACAGACUCGUGUGGAUUUUGGGGCGCUCCAGGUGCACCUGGGACUGGCCAGGUGCGCACCUGGAUGGGGCAGGGCCUGCCCAGGGCCUGGGGGUUUCCCUUGGAUGAUGAGAUGGGGACAGCUCACCUGAGCUCACCUGGGAACACCUGGGGCACACAUGAGCACACCUGGGAACACCUGAGCUCACCUGGGCACACCUGAGCAUAUCUGGGCACACCUGAGCUUACCUGGGAACACCUGGGGCACACAUGAGCACACCUGGGAACACCUGAGCUCACCUGGGCACACCUGAGCAUAUCUGGGCACACCUGAGCUUACCUGGGGCACACCUGAGCUCACCUGGGAACACCUGGGGCACACAUGAGCACACCUGGGAACACCUGAGCUCACCUGGGCACACCUGAGCUUACCUGGGGCACACCUGUCCCACCUCUCCGGGCGGUACCUGUAGCGCUGGGGGCGGGGCACACCUGGAUCGUUCAUUAAAGGAUCGUUAAUUGAUGACGUCA
Molecule: messenger RNA, 3915 nt
Organism: Oenanthe melanoleuca
Lineage: Eukaryota; Metazoa; Chordata; Aves; Passeriformes; Muscicapidae
Product: zinc finger protein 497-like
Exons: 2
Coding region: 54-1694 (546 amino acids)
Biological process (GO): negative regulation of transcription by RNA polymerase II; regulation of immune system process; regulation of cytokine production
Source: RefSeq, a predicted model, not a curated record